UGAAAACGUCACGCAGAAAAAUGGCGGCGUAAAGCGCGCUCCCGAGCUGGCGACUGCACGCGCGUUCACGGGAAGCUGUGAGCUGCGUAACAUGCACGGGGGGGAAAUCGAGCUAGCUAAUAUUUCUGAUUGACGAUACAUGUUCCGUUUUCAGUCCUUUGAUGAUGACUGCACCCUGGAGGAGGAGGAGGAGGGUCUGGUAGAGGAAGAAGAUGAAAUUGACCAGUUUAAUGAUGACACAUUUGGUGCUGGAGCAAUCGAUGAUGACUGGCAGGAGGAGCAUGCGAGACUGGCGGAGUUGGAUGAGAGAGACGGGCUGCUGGGAGGUGGUGAUGCGUCCCCCGUCGUCCCUCCUCCGCCCGAGAGCAUCCCUCUUCCCUCCUCUCGCCCCCCACCCCCCACUUCCUCCCUCUCUCCGCUCGGCUCCGAGGACAAGGCCGGGGGCGACCUGGCCGAGUCGCUGGCUCACCUCAUCCUCGACUCGGAUCCCGCCAUCGCGGAGGUGGGCGCGGCCGAGCUGGACAGAUCCCGCCUCCCGCCAUCAGCGCCGCCCAAUCAGGCUUUACCUCCAGGUUUGAGUGGCGUGUCUCGCUCACUGCUCAGCUACCAGCAACAGCAGCACCUUCUGCACAGAGGGACAGUGCCGCUGCCGCAGCAGAUGAACUCGCACAGUAUUUGGGAGAACAACAUGGGCUUCGGUCCUGUUAGUGUCACACAUGGACUCGUCACACACAUGGAGGACUCUCCAUUAUUGUCCAUGAUGAAAGAGCUUCCAAAACGGACUCCUCCAAUCAGCAGGGAGGAGGGGCGGGACUUGUCCGAAAGGGUCCCGCCCCCUCGGGCCUCCUCGCCUGUAAUUGGAAGUCCACCUGUAAGAGCGAUACCCAUCGGAACUCCACCCAAACAGCCCAUGAGCCACGCCCUGAAUCAGCAGAUCCACCAUCCCACUGCGGUGCAUGUGAGAGCUCCAGUUCCUCAUCGUUACCCUCCUCCCUUCCCCGAGCGCCUCUCACCCAACACCCUGCUGAACAUCGCCAACUCUCCUCUGUGUCGUCCUCCGUUCCCCGCUGGAGUCGCUCCGGUCCUGUCUCAGAUACAGCGAGCCCAACUGCUCAACUCUCAGGUGGGUCCGUUCCCCCGCGGUCCUGGUCCUGCUCCUCCCAUGCUGCCUGGUGCUGCUGGAGGCUUUAGGCCUUACUUUGGGCAGCCGCCUCCUAGAGUCGGUCCUCACGGCCCUCACGGCCCUCAUCCUAACCACGCCCCUCCAUCUAGCCACGCCCCCAUCCGCCACAACACCACCCACCUCCACCCCCAGCACCGCAGGAUGCUCACGCAGAGGAUGCAGAGCAGAGGUGGUGGAGCGAGAGGAGGAGGAGGGGACAGGAGGAUCAGGGACCCCUACAGUAAUCUGAUGACUCAGAAGGAGAAGGACUGGGUGGCCCGCAUUCAGAUGAUGCAGCUGCAGAGCACUGAUCCUUACCUGGACGACUACUACUACCAGAAUUAUUAUGAAAAGAUGGAGAAGCGUCAGGAGCGGGACCGAGACAGCAGCAGGAAGGAGCAUACCACCAAACUCAUCACUCCUCAGGUGGCCAAGAUCGAGCACACCUAUCGCCCAGUGCAGUUUGCCGGUUCUCUGGGUAAACUCACCGUGUCCAGUGUGAACAAUCCGAGGAAGAUGAUCGAUGCCGUGGUGACGAGUCGCUCUGAUGAUGAGGAGAAGAGAGAGAAGCAGGUGUGGAAUAAGCGACGGCAGAUCCUCUACACUGUGGAGAAGAUGUACAGUCUGCUGCUGGAGGUGCAGGACUUUGAGAAGAAAUUUCUCCAAACCCCAGAGGAGGAGAGAGAAGCUCUGCUGGAGCAGCACAAAACCAACACACUGCAGCUCUACAACUCGCUGCGAGAGAAAGAGUGGGACGACAGAGUGAGUGAUGAGCAGUGUCUGAUGAUCAUGUCGGUGCGUAAAGGGAAACGCCUCAUCGCUAGGCUCCUCCCUUUCCUUUCUUCGUCCCAAGCUGCUGCCGUCGUCAUGGGAAUCGCCCGCAAUCUCCCCGCUCUGGCCAAGAAGGACAAACAGGAUCAGGUGCUGUGCUGGCUGGUGGAGCCGGUUGCGGGUGUGAUCCAGUCGAUGUCGAGCUCCGCCCUCACGGACCUGCUGCAGGAGCUGCAGAGGGGCGACGGUCACUUUCCCCGCGUGCUGCAGAAUAAAUUCGGCGUGACGCUGCUGUACCUGAUCCUGAGCGAGGGAGAGAGAAUGCAGAGCUCCGAUCCUCACUGUCAGCUCAUGGACGAUAAUCGCUGGACGGAGCUGGUGUUCUCGGUGACGAGGGAGCUGUUACAGGUUCCCUCCUCCUCCCUCUCUCCUCCUCUCUUCACCCCCCCCAACCUCCUCUCUCUGUUCUCUCGCUACGUCGACCGGCAGAGGCUCGAGCAACUGCAGGAGAAACUACAGAUCACUGCCUUGUCCAGGUAGAAGUUACUUCACCCAUCGAGUCGCUGUCCACCGUGUGUGUGUGUGUGUGUGUGUGUGUGUGUGUGUGUGUGUGUGUGUGUGUGUGUGUGUGAGAGAGAGUGUGAGAGUGAGUGAGAGAUAAUAAUUAGGGCUCAUAAUUAUUUUAAUCCGUCAUAAAACUGUCAUUUUCUUAUUUUUCCCAACUUUAUUAGUCGUGUGUGUGUGUGUGUGUGUGUGUGUGUGUGAUUGCGUCCGAUGAAGGUUGGAGAUGAAUAAUCUGCGUUUUUAAAUAUGUUGUUAACACGAUGCCUGUGAUAAAACAUGAAAUUAAAAGUAUUUCUAUUGUAUAAAA
Molecule: messenger RNA, 2804 nt
Organism: Pangasianodon hypophthalmus (striped catfish)
Lineage: Eukaryota; Metazoa; Chordata; Actinopteri; Siluriformes; Pangasiidae
Gene: patl1
Product: PAT1 homolog 1, processing body mRNA decay factor
Exons: 18
Coding region: 140-2473 (777 amino acids)
Biological process (GO): P-body assembly; deadenylation-dependent decapping of nuclear-transcribed mRNA
Cellular component (GO): P-body
Molecular function (GO): RNA binding
Source: RefSeq, a predicted model, not a curated record